Alligator mississippiensis (American alligator) is the source of this 8354-nucleotide messenger RNA. RefSeq names its product fibronectin type III domain containing 7 (gene FNDC7). The coding region runs from base 180 to 2639 and encodes 819 amino acids. The transcript has 14 exons. Gene Ontology annotation, molecular function: protein binding. Lineage: Eukaryota; Metazoa; Chordata; Crocodylia; Alligatoridae. The record is from RefSeq and is a predicted model, not a curated record.
CCCCGCGAGGCCUGGCGGAGGGCAGGGCCUGGGACUGUGGCGGGUGGGAGGUUGCGCUCUGCCGGUGGCAGUGCCCGGGGUACCCCAAGGGAGCCAGCUGCGCCCCGGGGAUGCCCGUGGGGAGCAGGAGCCGUCGCUGAGCCCGUCCGUGCCUGCCGCGGCGAGGCGGCGCCCCCAGGAUGGGCGGCAGAAGACAUGAAUCCGUCCUGUACCCUGCCCUCACCUUCGCCAGCCUGGCGGCGGUCAUUUCAGCUAACACAGGCUUUUCUAUAUCCAUUUAUGAUGUGACAUCAAGAAGUAUUUAUCUCAGAUGGCUGAAGUUUUCAGGAGCUGUUUCUUACAGGGUAACAGCAAGCCCUGUGAACGUAGUGGGCCAUUCUGUAAUGGCUCAUUUCAGUGAUGUUACUCUUAUAGGCAUCCUAACUCCACUAACCCCCAAUACUAUCCACACUGUGGAAGUGGAAGCAAUUGAUGAGAAUGGAAUUAUCCUGGCUGAAGCACAGACUAUGCAGUUAACAGCUCCUGAGAUGCCCAUUAUUGAUCAAGCUUAUUCAAAACUGAGCAACAGUAUCACAGUGGAAUGGACAGCUGUCCCUGGGGCUACCAGUUAUCUGCUAACUGCACAAGAUGGGGAGUCUUUUAUUGAAACAAUUAUCACAAAUUCCCCAGGCACAGUGACAGGGUUGAAGGCUGCUACACUGUACAAAAUUACCAUCAGAUCUAUAAACUCUGGAGGAAAGAGCCAGCCUUCACCUUCAAGAAAGGCAAAGACAGUCCUGGCUGCUCCAGUUCUGUCUGCAAGUUCCCCAAGUUAUGACUCCAUCGUGGUGAGCUGGGGAGCUGUACAUAUGGCAGUUGGAUUCUCUGUGUCCAUAAUGAGAUCAGAUGGCUUGGGCAAUAUGGUGAAAGAGAAUACUACCAAUACCUCGUUGGUGUUUACCAGUCUAGAUUCAGGAACUCUCUAUACCAUCAAAGCUCAUGCCUGGAAUGUCAAUGGAAUACCUGGAGAUGAUUUCAUAUACAACCAAAGAACAAGUCCUCAAGCACCAGCAGAUGUUCAAGUAGUUUUUGAUAGUGGAGCUCUGAAGGCCAUUAUUUCUUGGACUCCAACAGAGGGAACCUUAAAUUAUAGUGUGACGGCCUCCAACAGAGCCUCCAAACUGAAUUGUGUCACAUCCUCCACUUCCUGCUCCAUUGCCUCCCUCCAUUGUGGAUCCGUGUACUCUAUUUGUGUCAUAGCAAGCAAUCAUGCUGGGUCCAGUAAGCCUACAGAUUCAGUGAGCCUUAAAACUGUCCCUUGUGCACCAGGAAGUAUAACAAUUGAAGAGGAAGAUCCUGGUAACCUGUCAGUGUCCUGGUCUAAUGUAGAUCUUGGUGAAUAUUAUGUGGUUUUUGUGAAAAGUGAUGAUGGCUUGGAGGUACAUUGCAACACAUCCCAUACCCAGUGCCACUUCCAGUCAGACUGCGGUUUCAUGUAUUUCAUUAGUGUUUUUGCAUACAACAAAGCAGGGCAGAGUCCCUCAGGUGAAGUACUCAAUUAUACUACUGCACCGUGUUGCCCUAGUGACAUUCAUCCAGUGUUUGUGUCCAGCGAUACAAUUGAGAUUGUUUGGUCUCCUGUCCGUGGUGCUGAAAUGUAUGAAACAAAAGCUGUUGAUUGGACUGGUGUGGUACUUUGUAACGACACUGCUACAGUUUGCACUCUGUCUUCACUGCAGUGUAACACCCAAUAUAACAUCACUGUUUAUUCUUUCAGUGAAAUCAGGGGUAGCAACACAUCCUGUGCAUCUAAAUGUGUGUUAACAGCCCCAUGCAGUCCUGAAAUAACAAAUAUCUCAAAGGAUGCGCUUUCCAUAAUUAGCGUGUACUGGCAGUCAAAUAACGAUGAAGCUACAUAUAUUGUAACUGCCAGAGGAGAGGCUGGAUUGUGGCAUUGCACUAGUUCUGGGAAUUCCUGCUCCAUAACAAAUCUUCCCUGUGGAUCAGUCUUCUUUGUUAGUGUUGUGGCAAGUACAACAGUAGGACAAAGCUUACCUAGCUACAGCAUCCCUUUCGAAACCGCUCCUUGUUGCCCUAAUGAUCUGACAUUAACUCAACUGACGCAAUCUGUAACAAAUAUCAGCUGGUCUGCUGGGACUGGUGCACAGACAUAUGUAACAGUACUGGAAUCACCAAAAGGAUGGGCCAGGUGCCACACUCUCCAAAACCAGUGUCUCCUGGGAUGCAUCACAUGUGGCACCAACUAUACAGUGUCUCUGAAAGCAAUUAGUGAAACUGGCUUGACAUCAGACUGCACGUAUCAAGGCUAUUCUUCCAGUGCUUGCUGUCCUUUUGGAGUGAAAUUAUAUAGAUUGGGCAAUAAUGGUAUCCGAAUAUACUGGAGGGCUUCUACAGGACUGAUAAACUAUACUACACAUCUAUAUGGAUCAAAAGGCAAUUUCACCUGUACCCCUAAGUCUGGUUUGAGGUUUUGUGAUGUCACUGAGAUACCUUGUGGGGAUAUCUAUACUGUGAUGGUAUCUCCAAUUACUGAUAAGGGAACAAAGCCUCCAUUCUGUCCUAAAAAGAUAUACUCAGUGACAUGCUCUGGAAGUUCCGUUGGAAUGGUGAUUUAUAGAGGAAAGAGAAGUGCAGAAUAGCAUCAUUUUAGAUGGAGAUAAACAGAAUAGGAUUAUGGACGACUUACAUGGGCACCUGAAAUCACCAAUGGAGGUCGCUUAUACAAAGCAGCCAAACGAAACAUCAGACACUUCAUGUCAUUUCUUAAAAUGUACCAAAAAUACUGAUGUUUCUUAAUGAAAGUGGUUUUUAUUCACUUUUGCAGAAUUCUCUAAGAAAUGCUUGAAAAUAACUGAAUUAUAGUGCUUAAUAGUAAAGUUAUUUUCUAUUUAGAGUUUGAAAAGUUGGAAACAGAUAAAUAUUUCAUUUACAGUUCCCCCCCCCCCCCUUCAAAAGCUAUUGUGAUAGAGUCUCUCACUUGUAGAGGUAACAGUAUUUUCGAACGCGGUUGCCUAGAUUUAACCAAGUCCCGAGGUUGAUUUUUCAGGUUUCCACUCAAACCAGGACAGAACUUGGGCCAUAGUUUGUUUCAUGCACAUCUGAUAAUACUAUACUCUGAUGUGCAUUUUAAAUUGAGUUUCAUAAUAAACUGUUUACUUCUGGAAUUCAGUAAAAAGGUGUUGGCUGUGUCUCAGCGUGCUAUUACAAUUUUUAUUCUGUGAGCAAAGAUGCUUUUAAAUUUUCCUUGAGGUGCAUUUGUUGAGGAAGGAAUACAUGACAUUCUUGCAUAGAAUACCUGCAGAGAAGCCAAGAAAAAUUAAAAGGAACUUUGUAGUUUCCUCUGAAUUCUUCAAAGGGUCAAGGCCGUGUUUGUUUUCUCCCCAAACAGGAUGAAAUAGUGAAAUUUAGACACAGAACCCCACAUGUAUGGAAAUCAGGUGAAAGCUAGGUCCAUCCUAAUACAGGUCACAUACCUCUACAGAUGAUCCUGUGGGUCCAGCUCCCCUUCAAUGAAGGUUAGAGGAUGUAGUCUGGACAUGGCACAGCCCAGGUAUUUAACUUAAAAUAAGUAACCAUAUCAAGAUUUAAAAAUACUACUUUGCAUAGGCCAUCUAAUCCUAGGACUUUAAAUCAGAAUUUUUGCCCUGUGACUAAAAAAGGGGCAUAAUUCCUUAUUUCCCAGACUUCUGAGCUGAAACUUGCUUCAGUAUAAAACAUACCAUGUUACAAUGUCACCCCCACAGUACUAUGCCAUGCUGUAAAGAGACACAUGAAAGAUACCUUCAUACAGGGUCAGUUAGCCCAAGUAGCACUGUGAUAAUAGGAUCACAGGGAUGGAAGGGAUCUCAUGAGGCCAUCCAAUCCAAGCCCCCCAUACAAGGUAGGAUCACUUCUGACUAAACAGUUGCAGUCAGGUGUCUGUAUAACCAGCUCUUGAAAACUUCCAAGGUUAGAGAUUCCACAACUUCUCCAAUGCCUGACCACCUAGUCAUAGGAAGUUCCUCCUAAUCAUCAACCUAAACCUAAACGCCCUCUGCUGUAGGCUAAGGCCUUUGCUCCUAGUCCUGUCUUCUAUGGCCGCAGAAAAUAGUACCUCUCCAUCCUUCUUAUAACUGCCCUUUAGGUAUUGGAGCAUUACCAAAACCCAUCUUUUCUCCACACUAAAUCCUAGUUCUUUCAGCCUUUCCUUGUAAGUCAUGUUUCUCAGCCUUUAAUAAUUUUUGUUGCCCUCUGUUGUAACUUUUUCCAUCUGUCCACAUCUGUCUUAAGGUGUGGGGCCCAAAACUGGUUAUGGUACUCCAAGUGAGACUUCACUAGUGCUGAACAGAGCAGAAGAGAAUGACUUCCUUUAAUCAGAAGUGCCACUUCCAAAUCAUACAGCCCAGAAUGUUUUUGUUGGAUUUGUUUUGCAACAGUGCAGUACUGGCCCUUAUUCAGCUUAUGACCUACUGCAACUCCUAGGGCCAUUCCUGCAGUAUUCCCCUAGCUCAGUGUUUCCCAACCAGUGUGCUGUGGCACAAAAGUAUGCCAUCAGAAAUGAAGAGGUGUGCUGCAGAAUUUUGCCAUGGAAUACCUUAACAAGUGUGCUGCGGAAAAAUGUCAUUAAUGUAAGUGGGCUGUGGGCUGGAAUAUGUUGGGAAAUAUUGCCCUAACUGAUCAUUCCCCAGUCUGCAUGAUAUUAUUUCACCCUAAGAGCAGGACUCUGCAGUUGCCCGUGCUGAACUUUAUGCAUGAUUUCAAACCAUUUCUCUAGCUCAUUCAAAUUGCUCUUGAUCCCAGUUCUACCCUCCAGAAUAGCAGCUGGCAACCUUAAAAACCUGAACACUGUACCAACUCAGUCUGGGUGAAAGGCAGUGGGGCAGGAAGUCCCAGAUACUGCCAGCACUUCCUUUGCAGUGGCAUGGGAAGGUCAUGUGCAGCCAGCCCUUUUUCCUUGCAGCUGCAUGGGAAAAUAACUGCUGCUGAGUCCCCACCAUCAUGGAACCCCCAUGUCCACAAGCCCAGUCAAAUGGCUUUGCAGGCUUGAUCUGGCCCAUGGUCACAUAUUGCCAACCCCUACUCCAAAAUGUCCUCAACUCAACCCAAUCUGGCAUUAUCUACAAAUUUGCUAAACAUGCACUGAAUUCAUCCUCCAAAUCAUUUGUGGUGUUAAAUAAUACUGACCCAGGACAGACGCUUGGGGAACAGUACUUGGGAGGAAGAAUACCUCCUCCCAAGCAAACACUGAACCAUUGAUGACUACGCAUUGAGUGCUAUGAUCCAACCAGUUAUGCAUCCAUUUUACAAUACUUUCAGCUAGUCUGUAUUUCAAAGCCUUGCUAACAUCAAGGUACUUCACAACCACCACACCACCUCCAUCAUUCAUUCAUCUAUGAAUCUAUAUCCCUGCGCUCUUUCCUGCCCAGGACAGGGGGUUGGAUUCUAUGAUCUACUGAGGUUCCUUCCGACCCAAACAUCUAUGAAUCCACAAAGCAUAUAAUCUUGUAGAAGGAAAUUGGGUUCAGCAGGCAUGACUUGGUGAAUCCAUAUAGGCUAUUCCCAAUCACCUUGUUCUCUUCCAGGUGUUUAGAAAUAGGCUGUUCCACUACUCCAGGUUGUUUACCUCCUUCCUCAUCUUUGCUGGCACCUGCGCUUGUCAUUCAGUAGCUCACUUUAUUCAUGAAGUAAAAAAAGGCAUCCAAUACUUUAGCCUCAUUAGUAACUAGAUUGCCUUCUGCAUUCAUUUGUGGACCUACACUUUCUUUGGUCUAACUCUUACUUCUGACAUAAUUCUAGAGUCCUUUUGAAUUGCCUUUUCCAGUGGCAUCUCAAAUUGUGCCUUUGACUUAUUUCCUGCAGACCCAUGCAAUAAUACCCUCUGUUACACUUCCCAUUCUUGCUUCUGCACCUCCUUAGGUGCAGCUAAUUCUCCUGGCCACCUUUUCCUGUCAGACUUACAGCUCAGAGCUCCCCAAGUGUAAUAAAAUCUGCUUUUCUGAAGUUCAGUUCCUUUUAAGAUGUCAAUCAUUUUAUGGUUAUUGUCACCCAAGUCACCCUCUACUUUCACAUCCUCAACCAACUCCUUGUCUGUGACCAGUAUGUUAAGAGCUUCACCCCUACUUAGCCUCUCUACUAUCUGUACAAAAAGUUAUUCCCAGUAAGAACAUACUAGACUGCCUGGGCAAAACAAUUAUACUAUUCCUGGUACCCAAGCUAGCUUGCAUCUCCAUACAUGACACUAAGGGUGCCAAGGCCUACAUUACUCAACAUUAACAGUAUGUGUCCUCUCUCUACAAGUCUUGUGUCUGACCCCCUAGUCCGCAAUACCCAAUUUUUCAAAGCACUGGUAUAGAUCUGCAUAACAUACGUCCUCUCAUUUCCGGUAUAUUUUCUUAUUCAGGAAAACAUUCAACAUUAAACACUGGCAUCUGAAUCAGUACCUCCUGAGCUGGCUGAAAAAGCUGGCAGGUCAGUUAUUUCAGGCUCUUUACAGACAUAAGCUGAUACUUCUGCCCAGGUCAUAUUGGUUUAUUUUAAAUAUAGACUAUAGAAAAUAAUGGAUAAGUCUGUCCAUGCCAUUCCAACCCUUCUAUGAUCAUAAAACACAAGUUUCAUAUUCAUCCUGUAUUUCAGAUUGUUAGGGUGUCAUCCAAAAACAGUAUUUAGCCAUGUUAGUGACAUUACCAUUUACUUGAGUUUGACUACUUUUUCACCUUUGCUAUAAAAGAUCUGCAAGUCUACAUAUUUUUUCUUUCUAGGUUAUUAUUAAUAGUAGGCUACAUUAUUAUUUUUGCUUCAAGAGCAUGAGGUCGUCUGAACAUCACAAAAUAUACCACUACAGACAGCUAUAGGUACAUACUCUAAACACCCAAAGUAGAAGUGAAUGCCUUAAGGAUAGUCCUUAAUAAAAAUCAAUUGAAUUAAACUGAAUCAAAACUUAACUAGCUGCAUAAGACUUGCAUUUCUUAAUUACCUGGUAGAAGCCUGCAUUAAUUCAAGAUUUUUUAACAUGAACGAAAGAGCUAAUUUUAAUUAGCAUUAAAUAUUGAACAGGUGAAUAGGUGCAAGGCUAACUUUACUAAAAUAAAUAAAUAAAUAAAUAAAUCACAGUUGUAAGGAGAGGAGGUAUCUACCAAUAUUCACAUAGUGACAACAUUACAACUACAUAGUAAAAAUUCAAUUUUUGCCUUCACUGGAUUAGGAAGCAACCCAUGGUUCUUAGAAAAUUUAAUUAAGACUGAAAUUUUGUUUUUAAAUUUAAAAGGUUUCAAUCAGUAAAAUACUUGCUCUUUUUUUAAAAAAAGAGCAAAAGACAUGAGGUCAAAUGCUUCUUUUGUCAGUGUGAAUCUAAACUCAUUUCACCUUUCUGGCUCAUGCCUUUCACGUACAAAACAUCAAUAAUCUCUUCAGUUGAGCAUAGGUAGUGUUAGCAAGUCAGACUGGGAUGUUUACCCGACAGUUUAACCAUCUAAUUGAGUUCCCUUUGAUAACUGCAGCCUGUACAGUUUUAUGCACAUAAAGAUCUAUAAAUGCUUAACAUCAGUUAGUUGUAAAUUCCUGCAUACAUUACCUAAAUCUCAAAUGGAAAGAUUCUGUACGAUUACAGAAGCCUCAUUGUGGCCCUGGUGUGAUGUGUAGAAUACUGCCAUGCAUGGGUACAAAUCAACAGGGGAUUGCUUAUUGCUUGAAUAUAGAGCAUCACAAUUUUUUCUCAUCCCCAAAUGCCACUUACAGCAUGUUAAGACUCUACUGCACAUUUACAAUAGCAAUUAUGCUGUAUCUCUGUUAAUACUUUGAUUGUGUUACAGUCUGGAAAAAAUCUGAAAACCAUCUUGUUUACAAGUGUUUUGUCAUUACAGUAUUUUAUACAUAGCUUCUGCUUGUAACAGCAAGUCAGAAAUCCCCAUAAAGCUAGUCAGCUAAACUACUCUGGAACACAGAGAAAUCUGGUAACACCAGAAAAAUGGAGUUAUAAUGAACCUGACAUUUGAGAGCAGUAGCUACCGCACAUUGGGUGGAACACCACCCAAAGCCAGAAAGCCACAUGCCAUUUAUACGAUUUAGUUUCAUUGUAGUUAAUGCCAUUAGAUUACAUUUGUCUUUUUAAAACAUGAUACAAAGGUUUAAAAUAAAAUUUUAGAAAUACUCCAUUUCAGAUGUUUUUCAGCUUCAUGGUGCAGUAGCAAGAUUGAUCAAACAACGUGGUAGGAGUUAGACUUAUAAAAUGUAUAUCUAAUCAAAACAGCCAGGACACUAAGUCUACCUGAUGAAUCUGCACCUUGCUACUGCUUAAUCUAUUAAUGUCAUGAGUUAAUACAAUUGUUUUCAUAUAGUCAGAAGCUGACAUUAAGAAUAAAGGAUGAUGCACUGCUUUA